Molecule: messenger RNA, 1572 nt
Organism: Rhinocladiella mackenziei CBS 650.93
Lineage: Eukaryota; Fungi; Ascomycota; Eurotiomycetes; Chaetothyriales; Herpotrichiellaceae
Exons: 1
Coding region: 1-1572 (523 amino acids)
Biological process (GO): mRNA splicing, via spliceosome
Cellular component (GO): nucleus
Source: RefSeq, a predicted model, not a curated record
AUGGACAAUUCCCAGUUCCGCAACCUCCUCCAAAAUGAUCGACAUUCAAAAGCGCCGGCCAGAUCCCCGUCGUCUGGCAUUUUCAAAGCACCUGCGCUUGGCUCCAAAACACGAGCUUCGAUUCCUAUGACACCUCGCUCGGUGAUUGGAUCUAAUGCAUCUAAAGAGUUUGUACGGCAGGUUGCCGAACACAAACGAGAACAAGACGGACAGCCUCCAAUGAAAAGGUUCAAGUCAAGCGCCGCACCAAAGGGUGCCAAACUCGCCUCUGGAUAUCAAGACCGCACAUUGGCUCGCCGGACCGGUCAAGAUGGUGAAGACACAGAAGAUGACAAGGAGAAACGGUUAAAGGCUCUAGAAGAGAUGUACCAACGACAACAAAUUGACGAAGCUACGUUUGAAAGCCUGAAGAGCAACCUUGGUAUCGGAGGCAGUAUCGAUAGCACUCAUUUGGUAAAAGGCCUAGACUGGAAGUUGCUUGAAAGAGUCCGACGAGGAGAGGACAUUAAUAAUGACCCUGUGAAGGCCAGAGGGACCACCCCAGAAGCUGCCAAAGUUGACGUGGACGAUGAACUGGAUCAGGUACUGGACAAAGAUGUCCAGACACGGGCUCCGACUUUCAGGAAGGACGAAACUGAGGCACCCAUAGACGAACCGUAUGAAGGGCAGCCAGUAACACGAGACGAAAUCCUACGGCGCUGGAAAGAGGGUCGUGCUGGGAUACAAAGGGAAACUCCCCCGGAACCUGCUCUUGGAGACCGCUUUAAAAAGGUGGGCUCCGAGAAAUCGAGCAACAAGAGGAAGUUCAUAGAGGUUGUGAAUGGACGGCGAAGGGAAGUUCUCGUCAUCACAAAUAAAGACUGGACGAGAAAAAGGAAAACUCGAUGGAUCGACAAAGGAGGGGAUGAAGAAUACCGCAAAGAGACACAGCCUCUUGGAAUGGAGGUGCCGGCAGAAUUUCUAGAGAGGCAAAAAGCAAUAUCAGCUCAACAAGCAGCCGAGGAUGAAGACGACGACAUCUUUCAAGGUGUUGCUGAGUACGAUCCCCUGGCCGCCAUCAACAGUGAUUCCGAAGAUCCAGAUGGUGACGGUGACGGAAAGAAGAAAACGGAAAGGACAACUGCGACGGAGACCAAAGUGGCCCCCGCAAGUGACAAGCCACGAAAUUACUUUUCCACGAGUCAUCAAACAGACGAGGGCGAGGACCGAAUCAAUCCCAUUUCGAAAGAUCCUACACUCCUUGCAGCUAUCAAGCGGGCGGCGGGCUUGCGACGGAGUGAAGAGGCAGGUGGAGGGGAGAUGGCUGAUUCGGAUCCCGACCGAGCAGCGAGGCAACAACAAUUGCUGGCGCGGCUAAAGGCGCGAGAUCGGGCGGACGCAGCAGAUAUGGACCUUGGAUUUGGAGAAAGUCGUCUUGGGGAUGAAGAUGACGAUGAAGAUGUUGUUUGGGAAGCUGGUGAAGGCACCACGAAAAAGAGUGGCCGAAAGCGAGGCCCGAAGAAACGCAAGGGUGAUAAAGACAACGUCAAUGACGUGAUGUCUGUUCUAGGGGGACGCAAGAACGAGAAAUAA